AUGCAAUGCCCCGUCACGUACUCGACGAGGAUACUUGGCACCGCAUGAACUUGAACGCAACUCUGUUGCAAUUGAAACAAUUGUUGCAUCGUGUUUCAGCCAUGAAUCAAUUCGACAAUUUCACAGACAUCUUCCGUAGUCUGAACAUCACCGACGAGGACAUCGACUACGUGAACAAGUUCGCUCUAGACAAUCUAACGAUGCCGAGGAGCAACGAGCAAAUUGAUUGUUACUGCAACAAUAAAGUUCGUGAUUUAGCGGUUGAAUAUAGAAACUAUCACGGUUACGUGGCAUUGGUGGUGUGUCUAUUUGGAACUCUUGCGAACAUGAUGAACAUUAUCGUGUUAACGAGAAAAGAUAUGGUGGCCACACCGAUAAAUCGUAUUCUCACCGGUCUGGCUACAGCUGACAUGCUGGUCAUGUUGGAAUACAUACCGUUCGCUAUUUACGUGUACAUCGUGCUGCCAAAGAGACAGACGUUUCCUUACGGAUGGGCGGUGUUCGUUCUAUUUCACAUGCACUUCACGCAGCUACUGCAUACCAUCAGCAUCGCCAUCACGCUCACAUUGGCCGUUUGGAGAUACAUCGCCAUUAGGUUUCCACAAUACAAUUCGUGGUGCACCGCUGCUCGUUGCAGGGUAGCUCUUUGGAGCAGUUUCCUGGCACCGUUCGUCGCCUGUGCACCGAGCUAUCUCGUAUUUGGAAUUAAAAAACAGACGAUGAAGGAAAACGGCACCCUGGAGAUUGCUUACACCGUGGACGCUGAUUACUCUGAUCACAAGGACUUCUUUUACCAGCUAAAUUUCUGGGUAUUAGGGGUUGUCGUGAAGCUCCUACCCUGCGUCAUUCUCACCGUUAUCAGUUGCUGGCUGAUUAAAGCUCUUUACAAAGCAAAAGGUAGGAAACAAGCCUUGAAGAGUUACAAUCAGUGCAAAAGUACUGUCCCUAUGGGCAAUGGGCUAAUCCCAAAACGACCAAGCAAGUCUGAUAAAAGAGCAGACAGAACAACGAAAAUGUUGGUGGCUGUGCUGCUACUAUUCCUGGUCACGGAGAUUCCUCAGGGUGUUCUUGGCCUUUUAUCUGGUGUACUGGGCGACUGUUUCUUCCGCAAUUGUUACCACAAUUUUGGGGAGGUGAUGGACAUCCUGGCUUUAUUGAAUGGGGCAAUCAACUUCAUCCUUUACUGUUCCAUGUCCAGACAAUUCCGUACUACCUUUGGACAGCUGUUCAAACCUAGAAUCAUGAAGAAAUGGCAACCUAUGACCCAGCAGACCGACGUUCAAAGUACCUACGUAUGAUGCAGGCUGAAAGGUCUACAGACCACUCGCCUUUAAAUGCUGAAGAAUAAAAUAAUUCAUAUUGUUUAUACUAUUUGAUAUUUAUAAAGGAAAGACUUUUUAAUUCAUUGUUUGUUUCUUGUUUUUUUUUAAAGAUAACAUGGAUGAAGUAGGUUUGACAAAAUUUUAAUUACAAACUAUUCUUAUUAAUCACUUUACGUUGCCAACUACAAUUCUGUAUAAAAAUAAAAUCAAGGAAUUAAUCAAUGGCAGAGCAAGAGUAUUUGCUGGUUCAUUGGGAGCAAAUACCGGAAGCUGGAGCUUUGGGCUCGACAGGCUUAAAAUCGAGUAAAGUUCGUCCAACAAUUUUCGAGCUGUUACUGCGAAAGGUAGUUCCGUUCGGACGAGCAAGGGCUAUAAUUUCACGUUCAAUUUAAUCGACACUGGAAUUGAUUAAAUCAAAUUCAGCCCGUUCGAAAAUAAAUUUCAUCCAUCAAUCAUUAUUUGUUCCAUCUCUAACUGUAAUUCACUUUUCAUCUAAUUAUUUUACCAAUUAUUGCCAAUUUUUAAUAUGUAAAAACCAUUCGUGGCGCACAAAUUUACUCGCAAUACAAACUUUCAACGUCCUCAUCGAACUUUGUGUCUGAAAACACGAAACGUAGUAAUAGUACGAUCACUUGAAAUUGUAAUGUAGCUACUAUCGUAUCGCAAACGAAAUUUGUAAAUACAUAAGUGAAUAGAAUAAUGAUAUAUCAACGAUAAUAAUUUGUUCUUAUAUUUAUUUUAUACGCAAAAUAGAUGGAUUUUUGGCUACUGAGCCCAGCCGAAUAUCCACUGAAUUAUGUACGUGGUAACAAUAAAUUACUUAUAGAGACUACGAAUAAACGAUUAUGUAUCUUAAAUUUUUAUCGAACAUCGAAGUCGAGAAUAAAGCAACAAAAAUAAUAGUUAUUACCCAA
Molecule: messenger RNA, 2236 nt
Organism: Osmia bicornis bicornis
Lineage: Eukaryota; Metazoa; Arthropoda; Insecta; Hymenoptera; Megachilidae
Product: G-protein coupled receptor dmsr-1
Exons: 4
Coding region: 6-1298 (430 amino acids)
Biological process (GO): G protein-coupled receptor signaling pathway
Cellular component (GO): membrane
Molecular function (GO): G protein-coupled peptide receptor activity
Source: RefSeq, a predicted model, not a curated record